Protopolystoma xenopodis is the source of this 246-nucleotide messenger RNA. The record is from the annotation of a GenBank genome assembly. NCBI's taxonomy places the organism in Eukaryota, Metazoa, Platyhelminthes, Monogenea, Polystomatidea, Polystomatidae.
AUCUUCGCACUUGAGGUCUACAUGCUGGUCUCUCUCGUGAUCUCUUUGAUCCCGCCGCUGGUGGAAGAAGUCAUUGCAGUUAAGCAAGCGAUGCGACAAAAUUUGAUCGACGACUUCAUGUACGAAGAGGCGCUGAAGGAGGAGGCGGAGAGGGAGUCGAGGCAGCAAAUGUCGGUCAGGAUGCAUCUGCUCAAAUCUGACUCAAAGGAGCAACUGACAACUUUAGAGGAUGAAAUGUUGAAUUGA